AUGACCGUCAAUUAUCACAAAGAGAUCAUGGCUUCGACGCCUUGGACCUUCUUCAAGCUGCUUUUCAAGUGGAAAGGUUCUUUCUAGCCGGAGACAACUUUACAGAUUCGAAAAAGCAAAAAGUUCAGGUUCGAUUUGGAAAGCGGUCUACAUUGAAAUGAUUGUUUUCCUGGUCAUCUAUUAUGUCCUAUCAAUCAUUUAUCGUACAUCAUUAAGUGAAGAAAGAAUGCGGUGAGAGAGGAAUUUCAUGAUUUCUAUGAAAUUCAUUGACGUAAUGAUUCCUUCUCGAGUGACGUCAAACCUAGAAUGGAGAACACACUACGAGAAAAGUUCCUCCAACAAUCUUAAUUUCCUUUUUUGAAAAUUUUCGCUGCAAUGGAAACUGAAAAUGUCUAUAGAAUCGUUUUCUCCUGGUUUGAUGACGCUAUAAAACCUAUGAGGGAAAAAAAUAAAAAACUUCCCUUCGUUUUUAUUAUGAAAAAGAAUGUCUGGAAGUUGCAAUUGAACUCGCAAUAACUAGAGUGAAACCAUAAACAUUUUUUUCAACUCAAUAAAAUGAAGCUUUCUCUUCAUAAUUAUUAUUCAGCUCUGAACUAACCUAAUAGGAAUCAGGUAACGAAAACGCAAUCGCAUGCUUGGAAGAAAUUUUUUGCCAUGAAUGAAUUAGGGCGCUUCAGUUAUCAUGUUAUUCAAGAUCUUUCGAAGCGGUGGUGAGGUUUUUCUCGAAACGUCUCGAAUACAUUCCACUCGAACUAGUACUCGGGUUUUUCUGCACGCAAGUGCUUGCUCGCUGGACCAAGCUCUAUCAGACUAUCGGUUUCAUCGACAAGUGAGUUAUAAGAAAAUCUGAAUUCCAAUAACAAGAGGAUUGCAAGCUGAAAAAAAAAAUAAAAAAGUACUGAAAGGUAUUUGACUGGAAGGUAUUAGAUGGUGCUAGUAGAGGCAAGAAGUAGAUCCCUCUUUAGAACUUUGAAAAGGCUUCUUUGAACUUCCAGAAGUUUUUCCUGAGCACAAGAAACUAAGUUGGUUCAGUGUGGGUCUGAUGACAGCUCUUUACGUUCGCGGAAGGACGGAGAAGGCGAGGACAUACCGACGGAACAUCAUGAGGUACAGCGAGCUGGUACAGGUCCUCGUGUUCCGUGACAUCAGCAUGAGAACAAGAAGACGUUUCCCUACGUUGGACACCGUCGUCGCAGCCGGUUUCUUUUGCACGGAAACUUCAAAACGGCAGUGAUUCCCAGGUUUCAUGCUUCCUGAAGAGAAAGAGCUGUACGAGAGCUACGCCGAUCAGCACGACACACCUCGUUACUGGAUUCCGGCGAACUGGGCUUUGGAUAUGACUUAUCAAGCAUGGAAGGACGGCUACAUCGAGAGCGCUUACUUCAAAGCGCAAGUAGAGGCGGUGAGACCCCAUUUUUAAGAAUUGAUUCACUCUGAAAAAGUCCCUUUUCGAUUCUUUAUACUUCAGGAAAUCCGAACAUGGCGGACCAACAUCGAAUGGGUUUUCAACUACGACUGGGUUCCAUAUCCACUCAUUUGGCCACAAGUGAGUGGGAAAUCUCACAACAAAGAAUACUUUCUUUUCAAAGGUGGUCUGUCUUGCUGUACACCUCCACUUUUUCGUGGCCACUCUAGCCAGACAAAUCAUCGCCAAAGGAGAUGGCGACAUGGUAAAAGAAAGCCUUGGAUAGGAAGAGAUAAAGAAUAGAAACUCAGAUCGACGUCUACUUUCCGUUCAUGACCUUUCUACAAUUUCUCUUCUACAUGGGAUGGCUCAAAGUGAGCUGUUUCUUUUUUUCUUUUUCUUCAGAAUUUCCUUUCCCUUCCAAACAAAAAAUUGAAUUAAGGUUAUCGAAGCAGUCUUGAAUCCAUUCGGCGAAGACGACGACGACUUCGAAACAAACGCCUUGAUCGAUCGCAAUAUCACAGUAUAACCGAAUUGAAUGAAGAAAUAGGAAAUAGAUACAUGUUAAGAUGGGACUGAAAAUCGUCGACGAUGGCUACGACAUCACUCCAGAAGUUCGGAAGGACCCCUUCUUUGACGAUGUCAAACUGCCUCCAAUGCUGUACUCCGAGGAAGCGGCCAGAAUGCCAAACCACCCGUACCAAGGCUCCGUCAGCGCUGUCAGGUAAGAUUGACAGACUCUUUCGAAGGACAGUGAUAUAUUUAGGCUCAAACUAUUUCAGUUAAGCUCCAGAAUUACUUCAAAUUUCUGUAAAGAAAAAAGUCAUAGUCUCCCAAAAAUAGAAAAUUCAAUUGAUCCUCAUUCUAGAUGCUGGUCAGGUCAGUUAUUCUUUUUGACUCAUUUCGCAAAUCUUUUCCGAAUGGACUCAGAAAAAAAAACUUCUUCCUUUUCAAUCCAAUAAAAAACAGGUUUAUUUAUUGAUAAUUCUUCCUGGCCUUUUCAUCUUGAGCAAACAUUUUUUGUAACAAAAUUAAAAAUUAAAAAUUGAUAUUUACAUGGUUAUGAAGGAAAAUUUACCGAUAAAUCUGCAGGAAAGGCAGUUUAAUUGCUAAUUGCGUUUCGACAAUUCCACAAACAAAAGAUCAAAAGAAAAAGUUGCAGACUCAACUCCAAGGUGAACGAAGUCGUUAUGGUGCCCCACUCGAGCUCCGAAUGCAACCUUCGAAGACUCCAAUCGUCCUCGUCCGUUCAAAAUGCCAACGGAAAUAAUCUCAAGCGGAGGGACAGCGGACUUCGGCGAAAAGUUCCAGUCAAAGAGUCAGUCAAUGAGUUAUUAUCAAUCAAAGGUGUUUGA
Molecule: messenger RNA, 2760 nt
Organism: Caenorhabditis auriculariae
Lineage: Eukaryota; Metazoa; Nematoda; Chromadorea; Rhabditida; Rhabditidae
Source: the annotation of a GenBank genome assembly